This is a messenger RNA of Epithele typhae, 2991 nucleotides long. RefSeq lists its product as uncharacterized. The transcript is spliced from 6 exons. The record is from RefSeq and is a predicted model, not a curated record. Gene Ontology annotation, biological process: transmembrane transport. Bases 1 to 2991 code for a protein of 996 amino acids. Lineage: Eukaryota; Fungi; Basidiomycota; Agaricomycetes; Polyporales; Epitheliaceae.
AUGGCUGGCCUGCGGGUGCCCCAUUCGCCAUGGAGGGCUCUGCCUCUACUUCUCCUCCUCACCUGCUUCACUUCUCUCUUCUCGCGCGCCACCGCCCAGCCUGCAGUUCUCCAGUUCUCAGACUGCUUUUCCGACGCGAACACCACACAGAAGCUCUCCGUCUCCACUGUUUACGCCCAAUUCUUCCCCGAAUCUGCCAGCGGCGCAUAUCUUAGCCUCACAGUAAUCGGCACGAAUCCGGAGACCAUCAUCUCGUCGUCGGAUGGCCCAAACCCCGUUGCCACGACCCUAUUCACGACAACCGAACUACUCACCUUCCAAGAACCUGUUGCAAACAGCAGUUCGUUCUUCUGCGAGGCCUUACGUUCGACAAACGCCUCACAAGUUCCCGCGAACUCCACCGCCUUUUGCCCGUUCGCCCCCGGGCCCUAUGCGUUCUCGUCCGCCGUCCAAAUUGCGCCUGGCUACGAGCUGGCCACGUACGACACGCGACUACGCGCACUCGAUCCAUUCCAGAACGAGCUCCUAUGUCUCGAUGUGAACACGACCAUGCUCAUCCCCGGCCCCGUGAACUCGGUGUACGGACACGCGCAUAUAAUCUUCUGGUGUACCGUCGCCCUCGCCCUCGGAUACUGGAUCGUCGUGGGCGUCGCGCGCAUCGUGGCCGCGUGGGGACGUGGGUCGGCGACGGCAGGGAAUGGAGUGUUGGCCAGGAUCGACAGUGUGGGGUUCGUUAUGGCGAGUGCAUUGAGUGGCGAGAAGUUUGCGAGCGCCCCCGCUCUCAUGCGAUUCUGCACACCGUCCAUGCGAGACAUCAUUUUCCAUACGCAAUGGUGCGCUGCCUUGUCCAUGGUGGCCGUUCAGUGGCCGAUGUUCGCAUACCCGAUACUCUCCCAGGCGGCAUGGUCAACCCUUGCCUUCAAUAUCACGAUCACCCAAGGCAAAAACUCAGAUCAAUUCCACUGGAACCCACUUGCAGUGCCGUCGUUCGACCCACCUUCCAAUUUCGCUGCACAAUUGACCAACCCCUCUUCUGGAAUCUAUGUCAACAGCGAUGCGCCGAACUUGAUCUUCCAAUUGCCCGACAACGCCACUUCUGGAAUGUCGUCCUUUGCCUAUUCGGUUGGUCUUCGCCCACAAGACCUCUUCCCCAUAUCCAUGUCGCUGUUCUUGGCCAUUCUGGCCGCGACGAUCGUGCUCAGUGUAUUGGUUUCGGCGAUGGACUGGCUCUUGUCCGUCUUCAGCGAUCCCAAUGCAGGUGCUCCACCAGCUGCCGGUCUCGGAGGUUCCCGUAGCCCCCGCUAUUCCUCGGCCAGCAAGGACGUGCUCGAUGGUGUCGGCAACAAUGUGACUGUGGACGAGAAUCGGUCCCUUAACGGCCAUUUUCUAUUCUCCCGCUCAGCUAGGCUCCCGACAGGCCGUUCGUGGUGGCGUUCCAGGGGCAACUUCGCCUCCUUCCAUGGGAGCGCACUGCAAGGGAACCUCAUUCGAGUUCUCAUGCUCUUCCACCUCCCUAUUACCAUUUUCUCAUGCUAUCACCUGAGUCUCCACGGUCAAGUCUCAACCACCUCCCUCGCCCUUGCUGCGCUCUCGUUCGCGUCCUUAUCCGUCCUCCUCCCAGCCCUUCUCGUCCUUCGUCUCACGUUCACGAGGACAAGCAAGCUGUACGACGAAACGUGGACUCUCCUUUCCCUCGGGCCGCUAUACAAUCACUACAGGCACGGUUCCCAGCUCUUUGCCUGCACCCUCUUCGCCAUCAACAUCGCGUUCGGCGUCACUAUCGGCUUCGGCCAGAGGAGUGGAACCGCGCAAGCCGUCAUAAUUCUCGUGGUCGAGGUCGCCGCCGCCCUCGGUACCAGCAUUUGGCUUCCUUGGGGCCAAGGCGCGAGCAUGGGCUUGAUCAGCUUCCUCUUCUGCGUGGGCAGAAUAGUUAUCGCGGUCCUUCUCGUUAUCCUCACCCCUGUCGUCUCCAUCGGUCCGGGGCCCGCUCAAUGGGUCGCGUAUGCUAUUCUGUUUAUUCUGGGGCUUGUAUACCUCGCGUUCUUCCUGAUGCUUGUCAUGAAGAUUCUCGAGGCCGUCCUGCGAAUAGCCGGAGGAAUAGGGUUCACGAAGAGUCGACAUGUUGUCGAUAGUGGCUUACUCGGGACCAUGGGACUCAUGGGCUGCUGUGGUCCCCGGCAACGCCGACGAUCCAGCCGCGGCUACCGCCCAACGAGCAACCGCCAACCUUCCAGCCUUGCGCUCUCCAAGCCUCAGCCGCCGUUCAAGGACCACACGCCGCCAUCGUCGGGUCCGCCGUCGGUGCUCCGCCCCGAGCACGCGAUGCAGCCGUACAAGGAGGACAGCGACGACGAGGGCGGGUUCAUCAUGGCCGCCUGGCACGAGGAGCGCGCCUCCCCGGCCCCCGAGGCCCCCAAGUCGGGCUUCUCCAGGGUCGCGGGCGGGCGCGCGAACUUCGACACCCCGUACGCGAUCGCGUCGGGCUCGCAGCAGACGUUCCCCUCGGUCGAGCAGCGCGCGCCCGGGUCGAGCGCGUUCGCCCACGCCGACGACUCGCCCCCGGGCACGCCGUCCAUGGUGGGCAGCGGCCGCGCGCUGCCCGCGGGCGCGAUGCCGCCGUCGCAUGCGCACACGCGGACGAAGAGCCAGACGGCGGUGAUCGAGGUGCUCGCGCCCGAGGCGCAGGCGGGCCUCAACGCGGCGGCCGUGGCCGCGGCGACGCCGCCCAAGAAGAAGUUCUGGUACAACCGCAAGAAGAACCGGAGGCUGAGCGAGAGCGACGUCGCGCUGGACUCGUCGCCCGCCGCACCGCCCCCUGCGGAGGACGCCGGGCGGUCGUUCGUCGUUGUGCGCAAGGGGCGCCAGGGGGUGCCCUCACAGAACUCCGCCACGAGCGCACCGAUGGGCGGUCCUGCGGACGAACACGGCCGACGAUCGUUCACGGUGCUGAGAGGCCCGGCGCAGUCGAGCUCGUCCACUCCCCACCCAUAG